ACGCCCUUGAGUGCCGUCGUCCUUUUUCUAUCUACGACCAAAGUCCCUUCCCUUUUGGUCUUUCUUCGCGUGUUACAUAGACCUCAAUACUUGCGCGUCGAUGGCGGGUGCGGCCAUUUCAUCUCCUCUCGGUCUUUCCAUCUCUUCUGGGAUUAGGAGCCCUAAACCCAUUUCAUCUCUUUCGCACAGAAGUUCUUCAAGACUUGUGAUUUCCGCAUUGCCGACUCCAUAUGGGGAUUCUCUAAAAGCUGGGCUCCCAAGUAAAGCUUUUGGAUUCCCUUUGAAGAACAAUCACAAGGAUUCUAUUGGUCUUGAUCAAAGAUGUGAAGAGGGGGAAUCAAAGAAUCCGCCAAUUAUGCCAUUCGUGAUGACACCUGGAGGACCUUUGGACCUUUCCUCUGUGUUGUUUCGUAACCGCAUAAUUUUCAUCGGGCAGCCGGUUAACGCACAAGUUGCUCAACGAGUCAUAUCACAGCUAGUAACCCUGGCUGCAAUAGAUGAGACUUCUGACAUUCUGAUGUACUUGAAUUGCCCCGGUGGUAGCACCUACUCGAUCUUAGCAAUCUAUGACACUAUGUCAUGGAUAAAGCCUAAAGUUGGAACUGUGGCUUUUGGAGUAGUUGCAAGCCAAGGAGCACUUCUUCUAGCCGGCGGUGAAAAGGGAAUGCGCUACGCUAUGCCAAACACUCGUAUCAUGAUUCAUCAACCUCAAACUGGAUGUGGUGGCCAUGUGGAGGACGUGAGGCGUCAAGUGAAUGAAGCCAUGGAAGCUCGGCAUAAAAUAGACAGCAUGUAUGCAGCUUUCACUGGCCAGCCUCUAGAGAAAGUGCAACAGUACACAGAACGAGAUCGUUUCUUAUCCGUGUCAGAGGCGCUGGAAUUCGGGCUUCUUGAUGGCGUUCUGGAAACAGAGUACUGAAACAGAGUGAAUGCUGAUGCACAAAGACAGUUCAUGUUCCUGUCCAAAACUGUUGUCAUGAAAACACAAAUUCCUUGAGAAGUUCAUGUAUCUAUUACAUUUGUGCAUAAACCGGGGAAUCUUUACCGGAGCCGAUUCGGUUCAGUUUUCUUGAUAAAACCAUGUAUUCAAGUAUCUUGGUUUGGUUUAAUGAAUUCAGAUAGUAUUUU
Molecule: messenger RNA, 1128 nt
Organism: Tarenaya hassleriana
Lineage: Eukaryota; Viridiplantae; Streptophyta; Magnoliopsida; Brassicales; Cleomaceae
Product: ATP-dependent Clp protease proteolytic subunit 6, chloroplastic-like
Exons: 9
Coding region: 101-919 (272 amino acids)
Biological process (GO): protein quality control for misfolded or incompletely synthesized proteins
Cellular component (GO): endopeptidase Clp complex
Molecular function (GO): ATP-dependent peptidase activity; serine-type endopeptidase activity; ATPase binding
Source: RefSeq, a predicted model, not a curated record